AGAAGAUUUCGUAAGGAAAGGGAAAGACUCUUCGUUUUAGUUUUUAUCGUUUUGUUUAAGAAAAUUUCUUUUUUAUAUUUCUUUUUAUAGACAAUGCAUAUGCAAGAUGAUGUCUGAUCAGUUUAGAAAGGUAGAGCCUUAUUCACCGAAAUCCUCGCCUAGAGGAGCGAGGUCACCAGUAGUUUCUCGUCAGGAUUCUUCUGGGACCCUCAAAACCACUAUUUCACUGGGCAAGAACCCGUCUAUAGUGCAUAGUGGGCCUUUCUAUUUGAUGAAAGAACCUCCAGGAGAAUGUGAACUCACAGGAGCCACGAAUUUAAUGGCGUAUUAUGGAUUAGAGCACUCUUACAGUAAAUUUAACGGGAAAAAGCUCAAGGAAUCUUUAUCAUCAUUUCUUCCAAACCUACCAGGUAUUCUUGAUGGCCCAGGACAGGAAGACAAUAGUACAUUGGGUUCUGUAAUAGCUAAAAGACCUAUCGGUGGCAAAGAAUUGUUGCCCUUAUCAAGUGCACAGUUAGCAGGCUUUAGAUUGCAUCCAGGUCCUUUGCCGGAACAAUACCGCUAUGUUAGUGCAACUCCACCAAAGCGGCAUAAAAGCAAACAUAAGAAACACAAGCAUAAAGACGGAGCACCACCUGGACAGGACACACCAUUACAAGAUUCAUCUAACCCAGACACAUAUGAAAAGAAGCACAAAAAGCAAAAACGACAUGACGAUGACAAGGAACGUAAGAAAAGGAAAAAGGAGAAGAAAAGAAAAAAACAGAAGCACAGUCCUGAACAUGGUGGUCUCACACCCAACCAGCACCCGGUCCCCUAGGGCAGAUUAUUUAUAAUUUAAAAAUUAUCUAAUUACACUGUUUGGUCAUUGGCAUUAAUUUAAACCCAAGGAAUGGCUUCAAUGAUGAAAUUAUAUUUAGACUGAAAUUUGUUGUUCUCCAUUUAAAUUAUCUAUGAUUAUAUAAAUAAUACACAGAUUCACUCAUUUUAACUGGCUUAGUUUCUAUCAUGUUUGUGUAAAAUUAUUGAGUGACAUGUGUUUAAGUGUAAAAAAUUAAGUUUUAUCUAAAUUAUUUCAGCUUUUUAAGAAAUACCAAACGUGAGCAUUGAUUUUGAUAUUAAAUUGUUUCUAUUGUUAAUUACUUAUAUUAAAAAAAACUGUUAUAGUUAAUUUAUUUGUAUAUCAAGGGAAAGGAAAUUUGUGAUCACAAAAUAAAAUUAACAAUAUUAAGAAAUAUGUACAAAAUUGUGAAAAUUAAAAAACUAAAAUAUAAUGUUUUACUUGUAAGUGUAUCUUACUCUAAUUUAGUUAAUUUAGCAAAUUGAAUGCAUUUGAAUUUAAUAUUUAUAUGAUCUUCUUACCAAAUAGAAUAUUGUUUCACCUUCAGUCUAUUGCAAUCUACAUUUUGUUAUUUUUUAUAUUAUAAACUUGCUCAUACCAAACUAUAAUUCAGCCAAAUACUGGGCCCAAAGAAACUUUUAAUUGAUUUCACUCAUCCUUCUAAAUAAUUUCUUAAUGUAUUUAUUCAAUAUCUUGAAUUACUUGAAGUCUUACAACUGCUUAUCCUAUCUAAAUAUUUUGAAACUCGAAUUAUACAAAGUUUGUAGUUUUAUGCGAUUUUAUAAUGAAAUUGUUUCAUUAAAUUUUUUUUUAAUAUUACCUAAGAAAUUUUUUGAUAAUUAUUAAAAAAGUUCUCUGGUGUUUCAACUUGUAUAAAGUUAAAAGUUAGUUAAUCAAAACAUAAAGUUUUUUAUACUCUUAGGAGACCUAGAUCUACUUUUAUUGUUUAGAAUAAUCAAAAAAAUUAAUGUGUACAUAGUUAAUUCUUUCAUUUAGUUUCAUUCAUUUUUAAUAAUGAUGUGGUCGUUUUAAAUUUAUCUCUAAAUCCAUGGAAUAUUUGUACCAUAUGAAAUACAACAAAACAAUUGAAUGUGAAUAUGUCUUUAGCUGGAUUUCUGACAUUACCAUCAGCAACUAAACUAAUUUUAUGUAUUAACUAUUAUUCUAUAGGUAUAUUAGAUAAGAAGAAAAGUACCUUGUGAAGUUAGAUUUAUCUGCAUAUUUAAUUUGUAUAAAAUAUAGUUUGUGCUAUUUAUC
Nymphalis io (European peacock) is the source of this 2098-nucleotide messenger RNA. It is a transcript of the gene MED19, whose product is annotated as mediator of RNA polymerase II transcription subunit 19. The record is from RefSeq and is a predicted model, not a curated record. Bases 107 to 820 code for a protein of 237 amino acids. Gene Ontology annotation, molecular function: transcription factor binding; transcription coregulator activity. Gene Ontology annotation, cellular component: mediator complex. Gene Ontology annotation, biological process: positive regulation of transcription by RNA polymerase II. NCBI's taxonomy places the organism in Eukaryota, Metazoa, Arthropoda, Insecta, Lepidoptera, Nymphalidae. The transcript is spliced from 3 exons.